GGAAGCGAACUGGCUGCCGGGGGUGCAGGAGGGGCAGGCGGUGUGGGCCGUCCAGGAGACCUCCCCGGACGGGAAGGUGUCCCGGGAGGGAGAGCGCCCGACCGAGGGCCGCGGCGUCCGGAGGCGCCGGCGCCGCCGCCGCUGGUGACCGCGGGCAGAGGCUGGGGAGCGGCGGCAUGCAGCCAGAGGAGGGCACGGGCUGGCUGCUGGAGCUGCUGUCGGAGGUGCAGUUGCAGCAGUACUUCCUGCGGCUGCGCGACGACCUCAAUGUCACCCGCCUGUCCCACUUUGAGUACGUCAAGAAUGAGGACCUGGAGAAGAUCGGCAUGGGCCGGCCUGGCCAGCGGCGGCUGUGGGAGGCCGUGAAGAGGAGGAGGGCCCUGUGUAAGCGCAAGUCUUGGAUGAGCAAGGUGUUCAGCGGGAAGCGGCUGGAAGCUGAGUUCCCACCUCACCACUCCCAGAGCACCUUCCGGAAGCCCUCACCUGGGCCGGGGGCCCCGGCCACUGGGGAGGGUGGUCUGCAGAGCCUCACCUGCCUCAUCGCAGAGAAGGACCUGCGUCUCCUGGAGAAGCUGGGGGAUGGCUCCUUCGGAGUGGUGCGCCGGGGCGAGUGGGAUGCCCCCUCGGGGAAGGCGCAGGUGAGUGUGGCCGUGAAGUGCUUGAAGCCGGAUGUGCUGAGCCAGCCAGAGGCCAUGGAUGACUUUAUCCGGGAGGUCAACGCCAUGCACUCACUCGACCACCGGAACCUCAUCCGCCUGUACGGGGUGGUGCUCACACUGCCCAUGAAGAUGGUAACAGAGCUGGCGCCCUUGGGCUCGCUGCUGGACCGGUUGCGCAAGCACCAGGGCCGCUUCCUCCUGGGCACGCUGAGCCGCUACGCAGUGCAGGUGGCCGAGGGCAUGGGCUACCUGGAGUCCAAGCGCUUCAUUCACCGAGAUCUGGCUGCCCGCAACCUGCUGCUGGCCACCAGGGACCUGGUGAAGAUUGGGGACUUCGGGCUGAUGCGCGCAUUGCCCCAGAAUGACGACCACUACGUCAUGCAGGAGCACCGCAAGGUGCCCUUCGCCUGGUGUGCCCCCGAAAGCUUGAAGACCCGCACCUUCUCCCACGCUAGCGACACCUGGAUGUUUGGGGUCACCUUGUGGGAGAUGUUCACCUACGGCCAGGAGCCCUGGAUUGGCCUCAAUGGCAGUCAGAUCCUGCAUAAGAUCGACAAGGAGGGCGAGCGGCUGCCUCGGCCUGAGGACUGCCCACAGGACAUCUACAAUGUCAUGGUCCAGUGCUGGGCCCACAAGCCAGAGGACAGGCCCACCUUUGUGGCCCUCCGGGAUUUCCUGCUGGAGGCCCAGCCCACUGACAUGAGGGCCUUGCAGGACUUCGAGGAGCCUGACAAACUGCACAUCCAGAUGAAUGACGUCAUCACAGUCAUCGAGGGCAGGGCUGAGAACUACUGGUGGCGUGGGCAGAACACAAGGACGCUGUGCGUGGGGCCCUUUCCUCGGAACGUGGUCACCUCCGUGGCCGGCCUGUCUGCGCAGGACAUCAGCCAGCCUCUGCAGAACAGCUUCAUCCACACAGGGCAUGGGGACAGUGACCCGCGCCACUGCUGGGGCUUCCCCGACAGGAUUGAUGAACUGUAUCUGGGGAACCCCAUGGACCCUCCCGACCUGCUGAGCGUGGAGCUAAGCGCCUCCCACUCCACUCCGCAUCUCAGAAGGGGUAGAAGGGAGCCUCCUCCGCGUCCACCUCAGCCCACCGUCUUCACGCACAGCGGCGGGCCCUCUCUUCCCACAGAGCCCACCUACGACCCCGUGAGCGAGGACCCGGACCCGCUGUGCAGCGACCUGCGGCGGCUCAGCCUGCGGAGGCCGGGGCCGCCCCAGGGGCUCGGGCUGGCCAAGCCCCUGGCCGGGGGAAGGGGUGGUGGGGCCGCCGAGGUCGCGCUCAUCGACUUUGAGGGGGACGCCGUGCUCCCGGCCCCGCGCCCCUGUGCGCCCUCGCUGGCGCAGCUGGCCCUGGACGCCGUCUCCCUGCUGGACAAGACCCCGCCUCAGAGCCCCACGCGGGCCCUACCCCGGCCCCUGCACCCCACGCCCGUGGUGGACUGGGAUGCGCGCCCCCUGCCCCCGCCGCCCGCCUACGACGACGUGGCCCUGGACGAGGACGCUCCGCCGGUGUGCCCGGCCAGCCCGGCGUGCGCAGCGCGGCUCUUCGGGGCGCUGCAGCAGGAGUGCCUGCGGGAGCGCCUGCGGGAGGGCUGGGAGCCCACGCGGGAGCCUGCGCAAGGCCCACCCGCCCCGCCACGGCCGCCGCCCCGCCUGCCGCCACGCCAGCCCCCGCCGCCCAUGCCCACCACGCAGAGCUUCGCGCCCGACCCCAAGUACGCCAGCCCUCAGGUGACGCAGGCCGCCGGGCCCCGCGCCGCACCCUGCAUCCUGCCCAUCGUGCGCGACGGCAGGAAGGUCAGCAGCACCCACUACUACCUGCUGCCCGAGCGCCCGCCCUACCUGGAGCGCUACCAGCGCUUCCUGCGCGAGGCCGCGGGGCCUGAGCCACCCGGCGCGCCCGCCCCCGCGCCCACCGCCACCGUGCGGCCCAUGCCCCACGCGGCCCCUGACCCCAAGGCCAACUUCUCGGCCAACAACAGCAACGCGGGGGACGUGCCCGCCGACAAGGUCCAGACGCUGCAGGCCAUGGUUCAUGGGGUGACCACAGAGGAGUGCCAGGCGGCCCUGCAGAGCCACAGCUGGAGCGUGCAGAGGGCAGCCCAGUAUCUGAAGGUGGAGCAGCUGUUCGGGCUGGGGCUGCAGCCACGAGGCGAAUGUCACAAGGUGUUGGAGAUGUUUGACUGGAACCUGGAGCAGGCCGGCUGCCAUCUUCUGGGCUCCUGCAACCCUGCCCACCACAAGCGCUGAGCUGUCCGGAGAGCUGAGGGUUUUCCCUGAAGGAAUCACUUUGAGUCUGUCUAUCCAAAGGGUGGGGAGACGCCCCACCCGGGACUGGAGGACCUGGCUUCCCUGGCCGUGGCAGCCGGCAGCUGGGAGCCUGCCUUGCUCAUCUCUCCCUCCCCUGUCCUAUAACUGGUGCAGCCUACAGGCCCCAGCCCAGCUGCAGGAGGGAGUGCUGUGAGGGCAGGCCCUGUGGCUCAGGUCCCUGGCAGGGCGUGACUGGAGGGUGUCCCUGCGGGCGGGGAGCCAGGCUUCCCCAGAAAGGGAGGGUGUGUGGGUGACCCAGGAAGGUGGGCCUGCACCCAAGGGCCCUACCCCAGGGAGCCUCUGCGGGCAGUCGUGGAUGGUCGAACAAACUGUGACUGAGGACUGUAGCCUGGCACUCGUUGGACGUGGCUGAAGCAGAGCCAGGCUGCCAGAGCUCUCUGUGGGGUGAGCCCCGGGUGGAAGGAGACCAAGGGGGCAGCCGCUCGGGAGGGUCGCCCGUGCCUCCUCUGACCCAGCUCUCCCCUGUGCUGUUCUGUGUUGCCAAUGUUGCCUCCCCAGCUAUGCUCUGUGCUUCUCCCAGAGAAAUAAAGCUGAUUUCUAUUUUAAAGUUA
This is a messenger RNA of Sorex araneus (European shrew), 3547 nucleotides long. RefSeq names its product tyrosine kinase non receptor 2 (gene TNK2). The record is from RefSeq and is a predicted model, not a curated record. Bases 177 to 2915 code for a protein of 912 amino acids. NCBI's taxonomy places the organism in Eukaryota, Metazoa, Chordata, Mammalia, Eulipotyphla, Soricidae. Gene Ontology annotation, biological process: protein phosphorylation; regulation of keratinocyte differentiation; signal transduction. Gene Ontology annotation, cellular component: extrinsic component of cytoplasmic side of plasma membrane. The transcript is spliced from 16 exons. Gene Ontology annotation, molecular function: ATP binding; protein binding; protein serine/threonine/tyrosine kinase activity.